Molecule: messenger RNA, 790 nt
Organism: Balearica regulorum gibbericeps (East African grey crowned-crane)
Lineage: Eukaryota; Metazoa; Chordata; Aves; Gruiformes; Gruidae
Source: RefSeq, a predicted model, not a curated record
GGGACAGAUGAGUAGUUUUCUUCUCUCAACAGCUAAUCAACAAGAGAUUACAGCAUUGGACAACAAGAUUCAUGAGACAAUUGAAUCCAUAAAUCAGUUAAAAAUACAACGUGAUUUCAUGCUGAGUUUCUCUAAAGAUCCCAAAGGAUACAUCCAAGACCUUCUCCGGUCCCAAAGUAGGGAUCUUAAGGUGAUGACUGAUGUAGUUGGAAACCCAGAGGAAGAACGCAGAGCUGAAUUUUAUCAUGAGCCAUGGUCUCAAGAGGCUGUGAGCAGAUAUUUCUACUGCAAGAUCCAGCAGCGCCGGCAGGAACUGGAACAAUCUCUGGGAGUGCGCAACACAUAAGUCCUGCUCAUAAGAUCCCAUUGGCAUCAUGACCACCAAACCAGUGGACUUUUCAGUGUUACUUAGCUCACUGUUACACAUGGACCUGCUUCCUGACUGGAUGAGAAUGUACCAUCAACACACCAGUCAGAACACCAGCUUUAGAGUGACCCUUGAAAAUCUUGCCCAUGGGGGGUGUCUCAAACCAUUCCAGGCCAGAGACAGCACCAUACAAGUGUCAGUGUUAAAGAAGAUUAAAGGUUCAUUCAUCAACGCACAUCAUUAAGUUUUAGUGGAAAGUUCAGCCACUACACAGCAAAUCCUAAUGGGCUAUGCAUGGAAUCAUGGGUAGCAUUGAUGGGGGAGGUUGAGAUGGGUGUUAUAGGAGGCUACAGAUUUAGAGAAAUAAAUACAGUUCCUAUCCUCUGUUACCUAAGAGUCUCAAAUAGUAACUUCUCUGGAAUU